GCCACGUGCGUGGCGGUGGCGGUGACGGUGACGCGUGCCCGGCCCCGGCGCCCGGGGAGCAGCGGCGGGCAGUGCGCGCGUCGCACUGGCCCGGAGAGCAGCAUGAGCGAGUCGAGCCGUCGGGGCAGCGACCACAGAAGUUACACGGGUUGCAAGCGGGCCCGAAAUGGAGAAAACAAAGUGACGGUGGUCCUCGGUGCGCAGUGGGGUGACGAAGGGAAGGGGAAGGUCGUCGAUCUGCUUGCGACCGAUGCUGACAUUGUGUGCCGGUGUCAGGGUGGAAACAAUGCCGGCCACACUGUUGUGGUGGAUGGGAAAGAAUACAAGUUCCACCUUUUUCCAAGUGGCAUUAUUAACCCAAAAGCUAUUUCAUUUUUGGGGAAUGGUGUUGUGAUACAUCUGCCUGGAUUGUUUGAAGAAGCUGAGAGAAAUGAAAAGAAAGCAGGCUUAAAAGAAUGGGAGAAGAGACUCGUUGUUUCAGACAGAGCACAUUUAGUGUUUGAUUUUCAUCAAGCAGUUGAUGGGCUCCAAGAAAUCCAGCGGCAAGAGCAAGAGGGGAAAAAUAUUGGCACAACAAAGAAAGGAAUAGGACCAACAUAUUCUUCAAAAGCAGCUCGAACUGGUCUUCGUGUCUGUGACCUUUUGGCUGACUUCAAUGACUUCAGUGCCAGAUUUAAACUUCUGGCACAACAAUAUCAGUCCAUGUUCCCAAGUCUGAAAAUUGAUGUUGAAGGACAGCUAAAAAAGUUAAAGGAAUAUGCUGAACGUAUCAGGCCAAUGGUAAGAGAUGGUGUUUACUUUAUGUAUGAAGCUCUUCAUGGUCCAGCAAAAAACAUUCUUGUGGAAGGUGCCAAUGCAGCUUUACUAGAUAUAGAUUUUGGAACAUACCCAUUUGUGACAUCCUCAAACUGUACUGCGGGAGGUGUAUGCACUGGACUGGGAAUACCUCCAUCGAAUAUUGGAGCAGUGUAUGGCAUUUUCAAAGCCUAUACCACUAGGGUGGGAAUUGGAGCAUUCCCAACUGAACAAAAAAAUGAAAUUGGUGAACUGCUACAGUCGCAAGGCAAUGAAGUGGGUGUAACGACAGGAAGGAAGAGGCGCUGUGGCUGGUUAGAUCUAGUUAUACUGAAAUAUGCUAAUAUGAUCAAUGGAUUCACUGCCUUGGCACUAAUGAAGUUGGAUAUCUUGGAGACAUUUGAUGAGAUAAAAAUUGGCUUAGCUUAUAAACUCAAUGGGAAGAAAAUCCCGUACUUUCCAGCAAACCAGGAAAUUCUGAAUCAAGUAGAGGUUGAGUAUGAAACACUUCCUGGCUGGAAGAGCAGCAUUACCAAUGCUCGGACAUGGGAUGAUCUUCCUCCAAAGGCUCAAAAUUACAUCAGAUUCAUUGAAAAUCAUGUGGCUGUUCCAAUUAAAUGGAUUGGUGUUGGAAAAUCAAGGGAGUCUAUGAUUCAACUUUUCUAAGUACAUAACUGGACACCAUUGGAUAAUUUGAACAACUAUUGUAUUUAAAGGAAUGUAACUGAUUGCUUUAUUGUUACAAUAAUCCUGAUACUGUGUAAAAUAUAAUUAUUUCACAAUUUCAAUUGUGUAUAUAUAACCAAUAAUGAGUCUUUAUAAUUGCAGAAAGAAAAUACCUAAAAUACUAUUCUUACUGUUUAUGUUCAUUUUAAAACAAAGUAUGGCAUUGAAUGCAAUUUCCUUUAAAAGUUGAAUGAAAGACAUGUAACACUCAUGAUUGGAGCAAUAUCAUUAAAACCAGUGCACAAUUUAUGUUCUGAUGAAGGGUCUUGGCCCGAAAUGUCGACUGUACUCUUUUUCCAUAGACGCUGCCUAGCCUGCUGAGUUCCUCCAGCAGUUUGUGUGUGUUACUUGGAUUUCCA
Molecule: messenger RNA, 1880 nt
Organism: Mobula hypostoma (lesser devil ray)
Lineage: Eukaryota; Metazoa; Chordata; Chondrichthyes; Myliobatiformes; Myliobatidae
Gene: adss1
Product: adenylosuccinate synthase 1
Exons: 13
Coding region: 103-1461 (452 amino acids)
Biological process (GO): 'de novo' AMP biosynthetic process; IMP metabolic process
Cellular component (GO): cytoplasm
Molecular function (GO): adenylosuccinate synthase activity; GTP binding
Source: RefSeq, a predicted model, not a curated record